Messenger RNA from Cynoglossus semilaevis (tongue sole), 2282 nucleotides. It is a transcript of the gene ptp4a1, whose product is annotated as protein tyrosine phosphatase 4A1. The coding region runs from base 767 to 1288 and encodes 173 amino acids. NCBI's taxonomy places the organism in Eukaryota, Metazoa, Chordata, Actinopteri, Pleuronectiformes, Cynoglossidae. The record is from RefSeq and is a predicted model, not a curated record. Gene Ontology annotation, biological process: protein dephosphorylation. The transcript is spliced from 6 exons.
GGACAUGACGGCAGUAAACGGGGCGAGCACCGGGGGACUUCGGCUCCGCUCUGAGAACCAGCACCGGACUGUAUGGUGAAGAACCGCUCAGUAACAUUACCUUUUUCUGAGGACCGGCUGUAUGAUUAAGCUACAAUCUUCAAUGAGUAAGCAUAUCCCACAGUUCUGUGGUGUUCUGGGUCACACAUUUAUGGAGUUUCUGAAGGGCAGUGGGGACUACUGCCAGGCUCAGCACGCUGCCUAUGCAGACGAGUGAACAGCCAAACUCGCCAUCGAUCUGAAGCACUUGAGCCACAGGAGGAACCCCAUAACGUUGGCAGGACCGGGACGCCUCCCAGAACCAGCGACAACUCGGCCUGGAUGGGGUAACUCCACCCGCUGCACACUGCCCUUGUCGGCUUCCGCCUGGCCAGAAUCAAGGUGGAACCAGCCUUGUUUUUAUUUUCUCCCUUUUCUUUUGUUUUAUUCCAAAAGAAAGGGGGUUUGAUUUACUUUUCCUCUUCAAGUCCCCAGUUUUCCUCACUUGCCUGUUGCAGUCCUCCUCUUUUUUCUUAAGUUCCUUGUUAAAGCCUUGCCAACUUUGAAGAAGUUCUCCGAAGUUUUUCUUUUUUUUUUUUGGAUCCUGUGUUGCUGAAAUCUCGUUGGAAGUUUUUUUUUGUGUGUGUUUGACAUUCCCUCCGAGUUUAACUGUUUACAUUGGUGUUUUCACUCUGUGGAAGACUUUUGGGUUAUACGACAAGAUUUGUUUUUUUUUACUGUUGUCACGAUGGCUCGAAUGAACCGACCUGCCCCUGUGGAGAUCACCUACAAAAACAUGAGGUUCCUCAUUACCCACAAUCCCACCAAUGCCACCCUGAACAAGUUCAUUGAGGAGCUGAAGAAGUAUGGAGUUACCACCGUCGUAAGAGUUUGCGAGGCCACCUAUGAUGCUACCCUGGUGGUGAAAGAGGGAAUCCAAGUUCUGGAUUGGCCGUUCGAUGAUGGAGCUCCUCCCUCCAACCAGAUCGUGGAUGAUUGGCUGAACCUGCUGAAGCUGAAGUUCAGGGAGGAGCCCGGCUGCUGCAUUGCUGUCCACUGUGUGGCAGGACUGGGGAGAGCUCCUGUUCUGGUCGCACUGGCCUUGAUCGAAUGUGGAAUGAAAUAUGAAGAUGCUGUUCAGUUCAUUCGACAGAAGCGUCGGGGAGCGUUCAACAGCAAACAGCUGUUCUACCUGGAGAAAUAUCGUCCAAAGAUGCGUCUGCGUUUCAAAGAUUCCAACGGCCAUCGCAAUAACUGCUGCAUCCAGUAGAGCCAAACGCUGAGCCACCACGCCAACACCACACACACUACAGAAGAGCUCAAAUUUAACCUUGCUAGCUUAUCACACCAGGCAGGCUUGUUUUCUUAGUUAUUGUGUUGAAGUACUUUUAUUUGGUAAACCGAUUGUCCAAUAAUCCAAGUGUCAAAAUUUGAAAAAAAAGGAAAACAAGUUGCGUGAACCAAGUUCACAAUGUUUUCUUUGUUUGUGCCCAUUAAAAAAACCCAACAAAUUCAUAAGGUCAGUGCUGAGUUGUGUUAUAUCGUACGAUGUUGGAUUGUUAUCUCUACAAAUCCCAAAGACCCCGACUGACCAGUGCUUUUACGUCACCUGACAAUAACUUUAGCUUUUUCUCCCACACUCAUUUAUUUUUACAGUUCCAUUUUAAAGACUAGAAAGCGGUGUAUGCCUUCCUUGAAAAUCAGAGGGUCAUCCAUAAAUGCCUUACAAUCAAUGUGGAACAAAGGCAAUCGAGGCAAAAAAGCGCCUCCUGCUGGCAUAUAGGAUAAGAUUUCUUUUUUCUACUCUGAACAAAAAUAAAAAGAAAUAGUUGCCUUUGUCUCGUGCAGGAAGUCUGACACACACUUAUGCCCUUUCAGCAACUAUUUUUAAUAUAAAAAUGCUUCAUUGUUGCAAUCUUUGUCAACUAAAAGUCUCGGAACUCGUACUUGUUUAUUUCCUCUAUCAAACCUUCCGUUUACUAAUUAACUGCCAUGUUCAAAAUGUGAUUUUCUUGUUUGUUUUUUUUCCCGCUUCAAACUGGACUUCCAAUGUCUGCGAUAUUUUGUAUGCCUUUUUAUUUGAUGUCUGUAACUUAAGACUUGGAUACUUGAUGAUUUUAUGUAUUUGAAUAAGGUGUACUAUUAUUGUUAGGUUGGCUAUUUAUACUAUCACUGGAUGUGUGGUUUAGUAACGUGAGCGACAAAGUUGUACCUGUUCACCAACUUGUGAGAGUACAUUAAAUGAUACACUGAGAAACAUCAUA